AUGUCAUACACAGCGAUGGAGUUGGUCUGUUGGAAUGUUAGGGGCCUCAACAGCCCGGCGAAGAAAAAAACGCUGAGGGAGUUUGUAGACACGGUGCACGUGGCUAUCAUAUGUAUCCUAGAGUCUAAACUGGAGAGGGUGGAUCAAUUCACAAUUAUGCAAUGCUUAGGGCCAUCUUAUGAUGGUUUCACGUACUUGCCGGCUUCGGAGACUAGGCAUGGAAUUAUUGUUGGAUGGGACUCAUCCAGAGUGCAAUUGUCGAAUGUUGCGAUUGACACAAACUUUCUCACGGGAUUUGUGUCCCCUAGGGAGGGGCCAACGUGGUGGCUUUCGGUGGUAUAUGGACCACAAUCAGAUGUGCAAAAAAUCGCGUUCUUGGAGGAGUUGGUUGAUCGGAGAGCUCUUUGCCCGGGGCCUUGGUUGGUCAUAGGUGACUUUAACCUAAUCCUGCACGCCUCGGACAAGAGUAACAACAGGAUCGAUCGUAGAAUGAUGGGGAUGUUGAAGAGAUUCAUUGAUGACUGCGCUCUCAAAGAGCUGUUUCUCCAUGGAAGGAAGUUCACUUGGAGUAACGAGAGGGAGGUGCCUACCCUGACCAAGAUUGACAGGGCGUUCGUGUCGGUGGAUUGGGAGCUUGACCAUCCAGAGUGCUUGCUCCAGGCCAUGUCUACGUCAGCGUCAGAUCAUUGCCCUCUUUUCCUGGCGCUGGAGGAGCAUCUUCAACCGAGGAGGAGGUUCAGAUUUGAACUAUUCUGGACCAAACUGGACGGGUUUCUCGAGGCGGUGAAGGAGGCCUGGGUGUGUGAUGGGGAAAUAACCAACCCUUUUCAUCGCCUGGACGUGUUGCUGAGGAACGCGGCUAAGUCCCUCACGGCUUGGGGUCAACGGAGAGCGGGAAACAUCAAGCUCCAAAUCGCAUGCGCAAACUUGGUUAUCUUGCGCUUUGAUUGCGCUGUAGAGUCAAGGAGGCUGUCGGAGGGAGAGAGAUGGCUCAGGGCUACGCUCAAGCAGCUGGUGCUCGGCUUGGCAUCUUUGGAAAGAACGACCGCGCGGGGAAGAUCCCGGAUAAGAUGGUUGCAAGAGGGAGACGCUAAUACCACUAUGUUUCACAUGAUUGCAAAUGGUCGGAAGACCAAGAAUUUCAUACCAGCAUUGUCAGUUCAGGGGCAGGUGAUCACAGACCAACUGGGCAAAGAGAAGGCGUUCUUUGAGGAGUACAAGAAUCUGCUUGGGAAGGACAGUGCGAGGGAGCACUCUAUCGACCUGGAGUUUCUGAACUUGACCAGUGUGGACCUUGCCGAUCAGGACUUGGUAUUCCAGGAAGAGGAGAUAUGGGAGGUGAUCAAAGACAUGCCCGCGGAUAGAGCGCCAGGGCCGGAUGGAUUCAUCAGGAUCUUCUUUCAUAAGGCAUGAGAGAUUGUUAAGAAGGAUGUGGUGGCGGCCAUGAACAACCUGUUCUUGAACAAUGGUCAUGGGUUUGGCAAACUGAACCAGGCGCUGAUUGCGCUUAUUCCCAAGUCGCGGGAGGCCUGCAGGGUUAAAGACGUUUAGACCGAUUUGUCUGCUUCACAGCGCGCCAAAAAUUGCCUCCAAGUUGUUGGCUACGAGGUUGAGCAAAUGGAUGCCGGAGCUAGUAAAUAUAAACCAGUCGGCCUUCAUUAGAGGGAGAAGUAUACAUGAUAACUUCUUAUUGGUUAGACAGAUGGCGAGGAGGUUGCACAAGAGGAAGGUCAAAGGGGUGCUUCUCAAGCUCGACAUCACCAGAGCGUUCGACUCGCUGUCUUGGCCCUUUCUUUUUGAAGUGUUGAGAGCUAAGGGGUUCUCGGAGAGGUGGAGAUCUUGGGUGGCAACGUUGCUAUACACGGCUACUUCCAGAGUGCUGGUGAACGGUUGUGCGGGGGAGAAGUUUUCCCAUGCGUGCGGGCUCAGGCAGGGGGACUCGCUCUCGCCGCUUCUGUUUGUGAUUGCAAUGGAAGUGCUCACGGCUAUCAUCUGCAAGGCGCAUGAGGAUCAGGUGCUGGCGAAAAUCAACGGAUGUGGCCCGACGCAGCGGCUUUCGCUGUAUGCCGACGACGUGGUUCUUUUCGUCAAGCCAACGAGAUCGGACCUGGCUUUUGUGAAAGAGGUGCUCAACAUUUUUGGAGAAGCAUCAGGUCUGAGGGUGAACUUUGAGAAAUCUUCAGCGAUCUUGAUCUGAGGGGAAGGGGUGGAUGAGGAACGGUUGCGGGACACUUUGCCUUGGCAAAUCGAGAAGUUUCCGUGCAAAUACUUGGGGUUGCAAUUGAGCAUUAAAGGUCUAAAGAGAUCGGACUGGCAACCCAUCAUUGAUGCAGCUCUACGAAUCCUGCCUGGUUGGCAAAGGGGUAUGGUGACUAGGCUGGGUAGACUUAUUCUGGUCAAUCAGGUCAUGCGAGCGCGUCCAACGCAUCACAUGAUUAUUGUUGAAGCUCCUAAAUGGGCGGUGGAGAAAGUGAACAAAGGAUGCCGGGCCUUCUUCUGGGCCGGAUCUGAGGAGACACAUGGAGGGAAAUGUGUUGUGGCAUGGGACAGGGUGUGCAAACUGAAGAACUUUGGCGGGUUGGGAGUGGUUGACCUGCACAAACAUGGCAUUGCGCUAAUAUUGAGAUGGGAAUGGCUGAAGAGAACUGAUCCAUCGCGGCCAUGGCAGGGGCUGUGCAACAUGGUCGACAAGCAGGCCCAGGAGGCAUUCACGAGCUUGGUCAGCUGGCAGAUCGGCGAUGGAUCACAGACGCUUUUUUGGAAAGAUAGAUGGCUUCAUGGUUACACGGUAAAGGAGAUUGCGCCGCUUCUAGCGAGGAAAGUCAGGACACAGGUGGCCAACAGGAGGUUGGUGAGAGAGGGGCUCUUUAUGCACGAGUGGAUCAAUGACAUUAGGGGAGAGCUGGACACAGAAAGCCUGGCACAAUUCAUUAGAUUAUGGGAGGCUUUGCUGGAGGUUCAGUUGGCACAGGAGGUGGAGGAUAGACCAAUCUGGGCUUGGAACACCUCUGGAACCUACACGGCGGCAUCAGCUUAUAAGAUGAUGUGCGAAGGGGGGAUCAGGUUCUAGUCGGCGGCCGCAAUUUGGAAGUGCUGGGCGCCGCUAGGAUGCAAAAUUUUCAUGUGGCUCGCCAUUCUGCAUAGGCUCUGGACGUCUGACCGUCGCGUGCGGCAUGGGCAGCAAGAUGAGAUAUCUCAUUGCCAUCUUUGCGACCAAGAAGAGGACACAAUUGAGCACAUCCUGAUGCAAUGCGUGUUCGCUAGGCAGGUUUGGCAUCUUUGCUUCAUGGAGACGGAGACCAAUUUGUCGCUCAUGCCCACGGGACAGGAUCCGCUCCAGGAAUGGUGGAAUUAGGCUAGGAAGCGGGUCACAAAAGCGCAGCGCAAGGACUUUGAUGCUAUGGUGAUGCUCGUGUGCUGGUGCAUUUGGAAGCAAAGGAACGAGCGAGUGUUCGGUACGAAUGAUAUUUGUAAUGAGCGAGGUACGUUUGAGGUAAUCAUGAGAGAGCGACACCUUUGGGCGAUCGCUAGAAGGGGUGGAGUCCAACUGAAUCGCGAGUAGUCAGAUAGGCGGUGUGGAGUAGGGGUGGGUAGGCUCGCCGUGUGUGAGGCCUGCGAUUGUAAAUAAACUCUUGUAAAUAUCUCUCUGCCGUCUAUAAAGCUAAGGUACGCCAUUGGCGUACUCUCGAAAAAAAAAUUCAUUGGUUUUGAAGUCGGAAGAAGCAUAACAUGAUGUCGUAAACAUGGCGUUGGGCAUUCAUUGUCCAGUUCCCUUCAAAAAAGAAGAGAUGGCUAUAGAGAGUGGCUCCAUCACUAAAAAGAUGACAACCGUUGUGCAAGGCAUUGAUUGUUCAGCUCCUUCAAAAAAUGAAGGAAUUGUAGUGCAUCUGACCUAUAAAGGGGUUGUGAAGGACAAAAUGUUAUGGAUCUAGAGGAGUGGGAGGGGAGAGUUUACCAAACGUAUCAAGGACAAAAGCAUGACCUAGAGUUUACCAAAUGUAUCAAGGAUAAAAGCAUGACCU
Triticum aestivum (bread wheat) is the source of this 4022-nucleotide messenger RNA. RefSeq lists its product as uncharacterized. The coding region runs from base 1 to 1413 and encodes 470 amino acids. Gene Ontology annotation, molecular function: catalytic activity. NCBI's taxonomy places the organism in Eukaryota, Viridiplantae, Streptophyta, Magnoliopsida, Poales, Poaceae. The record is from RefSeq and is a predicted model, not a curated record. The transcript has 2 exons.